This is a messenger RNA of Nezara viridula (southern green stink bug), 1329 nucleotides long. Lineage: Eukaryota; Metazoa; Arthropoda; Insecta; Hemiptera; Pentatomidae. The record is from the annotation of a GenBank genome assembly.
UAACUACUUAUAUAAAAUUUCUCAUAUUAUUCUUGAUUUGAACUUAGAGCAAAAAAAAGGAAUGAAAAGAAAAAAAAAAAAAAGAAGGUAGAUCAAAACAAUUGAAACUUUGUUUUGAUUUUUAAUAGGCAUUGUUAUAUUUUUUUCAGUUAUUCUAAUCAAAGUUUUUGUUAAGUAUAAUUUUGAAAAUUACUUUUUUGGACACUUAGGAAUUGAGAAAGCUUAGAUAACAAAAAUGCCGACCGAAGACUACAAAGAAGCCGACGAGAAUGAGGAUGAGGAUUUGUCAAGGAGGCCCAUCCCGCUAUACCAGAUCCUCCCCACCCCCAUCCGCAAGAGGAUCAAAGCCUUGAAGAAACUCCAGUUCCAAACGAUUCAACUGGAGGCAAAGUUCUUCUGCGACGUCCACAAGCUCGAAGGCAAGUACACCAAGGCUUUUGCUCAGCUGUACCAGAAGAGGGAGAACAUUGUCAAAGGUACCAUUGAACCGACGGAUGAAGACUGUGACUUCAACGAAGGGUACGACACCCCAGACGACGAAGAACCCGUCAUCAAGGAGCUGAGGAGUAAGCUAACAAUCACGAAGCUUGUCGAAGACGGAGCCACGGGCAUACCCGAGUUCUGGCUCACAGUCUUCAAGAACAUCGAUAUCCUCAACGACAUGAUACAGUCCCACGACGAGCCUAUCCUCCGCCAUCUUAUAGACAUAACCUCCACUCUCCGAGACGACGAAAGAAUGGGUUUCAUCCUACACUUCCACUUCUCGCAGAACCCUUACUUCUCGAACUCGGUCCUCACAAAGGAGUACCAGAUGAAGUGUGCACCGGACCCGGACAGCCCUUGGACCUUCGAGGGUCCCGAGAUAAUCGGAGCUACCGGGUGCACCGUCAACUGGAACAAGGGGAUGAACGUGACGGUGAAGACUGUGCAGAAGAGGCAGAAGCACAAGUCUGGUGGAGCCGUCAGAACCAUUAUAAAGACUGUCCAGAACUCCUCCUUUUUCAACUUCUUCACACCGCCGACUAUCCAAGACGACCAGGAGGGUACUGAAGAGAUCCAAGAGUUGUUGGAGAACGACUACGAGAUCGGCAGCUUCAUCAGGGAGAAGAUAAUCCCCCACGCGGUGCUGUAUUACACAGGCGAGGCGGUGGACAUCGAGACGGAAGAGGAGAUGGAAGAGGACGAAGACGGCCGGGACAACGAAGACGAAUCCGAAGAAGGGGAGUCGCAGGGGAAGCAGGACUCGGAGGAAGGCAGCGCUGAAGGGGAAACGGACGACGAGUAGCUGGCCAAUGGUAGAACCAAAUUGUAAUAGAUAUUACAAUAAAC